Molecule: messenger RNA, 1692 nt
Organism: Annulohypoxylon truncatum
Lineage: Eukaryota; Fungi; Ascomycota; Sordariomycetes; Xylariales; Hypoxylaceae
Product: MFS general substrate transporter
Exons: 7
Coding region: 1-1692 (563 amino acids)
Biological process (GO): transmembrane transport
Cellular component (GO): membrane
Molecular function (GO): transmembrane transporter activity
Source: RefSeq, a predicted model, not a curated record
AUGGCGACCGUACUUGUUAAGAGCACUGGCGACAAGAAAAUCGUCACCGAGUCGACCACUUCGUUCGAUAGUGACGACAUACCACCAUUAGGAGCUCCCCACGAGGAGAAGAGGUUCUGGUUCCAACGCGCAAAGGACUUUGAUCCCGAGGCAAUCGCUACACAGCCCAGCGUCUUCGAUGAUCCUCAGACGGCGGAGAAGUAUCAACCUCGAGAUGACUGGGAAAAUCUACACCGUUUCGACCCUAAAUUUCGGUGGACGUGGUCGGAAGAGUACGCGAUAAUCCGGAAGAUCGACUUUAGAAUCAUGAUCUGGGCUUGUAUCAUGUUCAUGGCGUUGGAAUUGGAUAGAGCGAACUUGACACAAGCCCUAACCGACGACUUCUUGGUCGAUCUUCAUUUGACCACAAAUGACUACAAUCUGGGAAAUACCGUAUUCAAGGUAGCAUUUCUGAUUGCUGAGCUACCGUCCCAGCUUGUCUCAAAGUGGAUGGGCCCGGAUAGAUGGAUCCCUUCGCAGAUGGUUCUCUGGAGCAUUGUGGCCGGCAGUCAAUUCUGGCUGUCGGGUCGAACUUCUUUUCUAGUGACGCGCGCUCUCCUGGCCAUCUUGCAGGGAGGCUUCAUCCCUGACGUCAUCCUCUAUUUGUCGUAUUUCUAUAAGCACCAUGAGCUUUCCAUCCGCCUCGGCUUUUUCUGGACCAUGAUGAGCGUCGCCGACAUCCUCUGCGGUCUCCUAGCUGCUGGCUUACUGGAGAUGAGAGGCGUGCUGGGCUAUGCUGGUUGGCGCUGGCUAUUCCUGCUCGAGGCUUUGAUAACUCUCACGGUCGGAUUAUUCUCGUUUGGUCUCAUGCCACCAGGUCCGUGCCAGACGGCCAAUUGGUUCCGAGGGAAGAAUGGGUGGUUUACACCCCGGGAGGAGACUGUCAUCGUCAACAGAGUCUUGCGCGAGGACCCGAGUAAGAGUGACAUGCACAACCGGCAGCCAAUCACGCCGAGGCUAUUAUGGAAGUGUCUGAAAGAUUUCGAUCUUUGGCCGUUGUACAUCCUCGGACUCACGUUCCAAAUUCCGUCCACUCCGGAGCAGCAAUACCUGACGCUUUCCCUCCGACAGAUGAAUUUUAAUACUCUCAUGUCUAACUUGCUCUCCAUCCCGUGGACGGCUCUCCACAUCAUCACGAUGCUCGCGCUUACAUAUACAGCUGAGAUAUUGAAGGAACUCACAUUCGUUGCUUUAAUCGGGCAGAUCUGGAUAUUACCUUUCCUGAUCUACCUGAACGUUGCCGACACGGCCACUGCCAGUAGGUGGGUCAUCUGGACCGUGACAACCCUCUUGCUAGCAUAUCCAAAUGCACAUCCUAUCCAGGUUGGAUGGAACUCGCGCAACUCCAACACGGUGCGUGCUCGGACAGUGUCGGCGGCGUGUUACAACAUGUUUUGUCAGGCUGGCGGCAUCAUAUCUUCCAACCUAUACCGCGCGGAUGAUGCGCCGCUUUAUCGGAGGGGUAACAGGCAGCUUCUGGCUAUUCUCAUCAUGAAUAUUGUCCUUUACUGCCUCACCAAAGUGUACUAUGUCCUUAGGAACAGGUACAGGGAUACAAAGUGGAAUGCAAUGACGGAUGAUGAGAAGUUCCACUAUAUGUCAACGACGACUGAUGAAGGGAACAAGCGCUUGGAUUUCCGAUUUCAACACUGA